Zea mays is the source of this 1597-nucleotide messenger RNA. RefSeq names its product pyruvate dehydrogenase (lipoamide) kinase 2. Gene Ontology annotation, molecular function: pyruvate dehydrogenase (acetyl-transferring) kinase activity. Bases 79 to 1173 code for a protein of 364 amino acids. The transcript is spliced from 6 exons. Gene Ontology annotation, cellular component: mitochondrion. NCBI's taxonomy places the organism in Eukaryota, Viridiplantae, Streptophyta, Magnoliopsida, Poales, Poaceae. Gene Ontology annotation, biological process: regulation of glucose metabolic process; protein phosphorylation. The record is from RefSeq and is marked validated.
CGUGUCCUCGUGGCUUGGCAGUGUCGAUCGCUGAUCCCACCGGCUGAUAGAGUUGGCGGCCGGGAGAGUGAGUCAGGGAUGGCGUCGGAGCCGGUGGCGCGGGCGGUGGCGGAGGAGGUGGGCCGCUGGGGCAGCAUGAAGCAGACGGGGGUGACCCUGCGGUACAUGAUGGAGUUCGGCUCCCGCCCCACCCAGCGCAACCUGCUCCUCUCCGCGCAGUUCCUGCACAAGGAGCUCCCCAUCCGCUUCGCGCGCCGCGCGCUCGAGCUCGACUCGCUGCCCUUCGGCCUCUCCAACAAGCCCGCCAUCCUCAAGGUGCGGGACUGGUACUUGGACUCAUUCCGGGACAUCAGAUACUUCCCUGAAGUGAGGAGCCGGAACGACGAGCUCGCUUUCACGCAGAUGAUCAAUAUGGUCAAGGUGCGGCAUAACAAUGUGGUUCCAACCAUGGCCUUGGGAGUGCAGCAGCUGAAGAAGGAGCUGGGCCGCUCAAGGAAGGUUCCAUUCGAGUUCGAUGAGAUCGACGAGUUCCUUGACCGGUUCUACAUGUCAAGGAUUGGCAUCCGCAUGCUGAUAGGGCAGCAUGUGGCUUUGCAUGACCCUAAACCGGAGCCUGGUGUUAUAGGCCUCAUCAAUACAAGAUUAUCCCCAAUCCAGGUGGCUCAAGCUGCUUGUGAAGAUGCCCGUUCUGUCUGUUUAAGGGAAUAUGGAUCAGCUCCUGAUAUUAACAUUUAUGGCGAUCCAAAUUUUACGUUUCCAUACGUCACAUUACACCUACACCUGAUGUUAUUUGAAUUGGUGAAGAACUCUCUCCGCGCGGUGCAAGAACGGUAUAUGAACUCUGAUAAAGAUGUUCCCCCGGUUAGAAUUAUAGUUGCUGAUGGAGAAGAGGAUGUUACUAUCAAGGUUAGCGAUGAAGGUGGCGGGAUACCAAGAAGCGGCCUCCCGAGAAUUUUCACGUAUCUGUACAGCACCGCAAAGAAUCCUCCUGAGCUAGAUAGACCUAAUACUGAAGGGGUAACUAUGGCUGGGUAUGGUUUCGGGCUCCCGAUCAGCCGACUCUACGCUCGGUAUUUUGGCGGCGACCUGCAAAUCAUCUCGAUGGAAGGAUACGGUACCGAUGCUUACCUCCACUUGUCGCGGCUGGGAGAUUCAGAGGAGCCCUUGCCUUGACGACAUAUUUUUGUGGACCUCCAGUACCACUCUUCUCCUGUAACUAUGUGGCUCGAUCUUCUUGUAAUCCAGUGCUGGCCUCGACCUAUAUAUAUAUAGCUAUAGUUGGCCUCGACCUUAUUUCACUGCCUGCUCUGCUGCAUUGUGAACACAGCACUGCUACGUCCUGCUUACUUCCGCCAUGUACUAUGAUCUCUCUGCCGGCCUUCAACAGGAAAAAAGAAAGGACGAGGGAAAUCAUGGGGAGCAGCUAGGCGGAUGAGCGCAUUCUCGGUAGCUGCUAAUCUCAUUUUCAUAGCUGCGUCUCUUGUGUUGUACAUUACAUAGUCUGGAUUUGAGCUUUUGCUAUGGCAAGUAUCACAUGUUACCUGGGUAAUUGAGAAAUAUAAGUAAAAAAAACAGUACGAUGUCUCUCUUUAGACGU